CGGCCAAACAUCGUAGCAGGUAGCAGAGGAGAUCAAUUGAUCAUUAAUGAAAAGCUGGCAAAGCUGGUAAAUAUCUCUUGGCGUUAUCCUUCUUCUUCUUCUUCUUCCCUGGAGAGAAUCAAGCUGAAAGGAGAGAACUUUGGCAUUGUAGAGGUAAUAUGGCUUCGACCCUUUUCUCCAGAGCCUUUCUGGCUGCAAGUCGCCGCUUGAUUACUCCCUCUCUUCUUCCGGAAACCACACUCAACCUCGCCGCGUUCCUGAGUAAGAGAUCAUUCUUCUCUCAGUUAGGAGCUUCCUCUACAUGGGCUCGUAGAGCCAUGGCUUCUAGUGGAGUUGGGGGGAAAGCUGGAUACGCUACGUCGUCCGUACCAACCAAUGAGCCUGUUGUGUCUGUUGACUGGCUCCAUUCUAAUCUUAGAGAGCCUGAUUUGAAGGUUUUGGAUGCGUCAUGGUACAUGCCAGAAGAGCAGAGGAACUCCAUCCAAGAGUAUCAGGUUGCUCAUGUUCCUGGUGCUCUCUUCUUUGAUUUGGAUGGAAUAUCAGAUCGAUCAACAAGUUUGCCACAUAUGUUGCCGUCUGAGGAAGCUUUUGGUGCUGGUUGUUCUGCUCUUGGGAUUGAGAACAAAAACGGAGUGGUUGUUUAUGAUGCUAAGGGGAUCUAUAGUGCAGCCCGUGUAUGGUGGAUGUUCAGAGCUUUUGGACACAACAAAGUUUGGGUGCUGGAUGGAGGUCUACCGAGAUGGCGUGCUUCAGGUUAUGAUGUUGAAUCUAGUGCAUCAGGUGAUGCUAUUCUGAAAGCCAGUGCCGCAAGUGAGUCUAUAGAGAAGAUCUAUCAAGGACAAACCGUCAGUCCAAUAACCUUUCAGACCAAGUUUCAGCCACAUCUAGUGUGGUCCCUUGAUCAGGUCAAGAAAAACAUGGAGGAUCCGACAUAUCAACACAUAGACGCACGUUCCAAAGCCAGGUUUGACGGUACUGCUCCGGAACCGCGUAAGGGAAUAAGAAGCGGUCAUAUCCCUGGAAGCAAAUGUGUCCCCUUUCCUCAGCUGCUUGAUUCUUCGCAAACACUCUUACCAGCAGAAGAAGUGAAGAAACGAUUUGAACAAGAAGAAAUCUCACUGGACAAGCCUAUUAUGGCCUCUUGUGGCACUGGGGUAACAGCUUGCAUCCUGGCUAUGGGGCUUCACCGACUGGGUAAAACCGAUGUGCCAGUCUAUGAUGGCUCCUGGACUGAAUGGGCAACAGAACCAGACUUGCCCAGGGAAGGAGCUGAAUCUUCUUCAUGAAAUGUCCUUGGAAAGGCUACUAGCAACAAGAUUAAAAGCCACAUUGGCCACAUACAAUAUGAACCAUGGUGUUUUUAACUUGAAAUAAAUCAUUGUUUUUCAA
Brassica napus (rape) is the source of this 1389-nucleotide messenger RNA. Its product is annotated as thiosulfate/3-mercaptopyruvate sulfurtransferase 1, mitochondrial. The record is from RefSeq and is a predicted model, not a curated record. Gene Ontology annotation, biological process: transsulfuration. The transcript has 12 exons. The coding region runs from base 159 to 1286 and encodes 375 amino acids. NCBI's taxonomy places the organism in Eukaryota, Viridiplantae, Streptophyta, Magnoliopsida, Brassicales, Brassicaceae. Gene Ontology annotation, cellular component: mitochondrion. Gene Ontology annotation, molecular function: thiosulfate-cyanide sulfurtransferase activity.